AUGAAUGAGAGAGUGUUAAAUGUUGCCAUGAAGUAUAAGUCAUCAUGUCUAUUAUAUAAAAAAAAUUUUAAUUUCAAAUUAUUUUCAUAUUUAAAAGUUUGUUAUCAUAAUGAUUUAUGGUUACAUAAAAAAAAUCAAAAUGGUGAUAGUGAUAGUAGAAAUAUAUCAUUGGUUAGCGCACAAAUAAAUAAUGAAAAUAAGAAUAAUAACAUAAGUGAUGAUAAGGAUUUGAAAAGUGAUGGUGUGAAAAAAUGCAUAGGACAAAAAAAUAAAUUAUAUUUUGAUGAAAAAAUUCUUUUGAAGUUUGGAAAUAUGGGUACAUAUAAAAAAUGGCAGUGUAGUUUUUUUUCAACAUCAGAAGAGAAAAAAUACAAGAUAGAAAAAUAUAUGAAAUUGGAUGAAAAAAAAAAAGAUAAUAACAUUAGUUGUAAUGAUUUAGAUAAUACACAAAUGAAGAUAAAAAAUCAAGUUGUAGGAAAUGAUUUUAAUGGUUGUAAUUUAGAAGAGAGAAAAGAUAAUAAUGAAUAUGAUAAUGAUAAAUAUAAAAAAGAUUCAUUUGAACAAGAUGAAGAAAAUGAGAAAAUGAGAAAAAAGAAAGAGAUAAAAAAGAUUUUAAAUAUUAUAUUUUGUUCUUCUAUACCUAUGAUUGGUUUUGGUUUUAUGGAUCAAUUUAUUAUGAUACGUUUAGGUGAUAUUUUCGAUGCUUCUAUAGGAGUAACUUUUGGUAUAUCAACUCUUUGUGCAGCUUCUUUUGGUCAAUUAUGUAGUGAUACUUUUGGUAUAUUUUUUGGAUAUGUUUUGAAUUAUUUACUUCAGACAUAUAAAAUAAUUCAGCCCAUAAAAUAUGAUAUAAAAAAUAAAGUUUAUCAAUAUUGUACUUUAAUAGGUUCUGUUUUGGGUAUAUUAUUUGGUUGUGCUUUAGGUAUGUUACAGUUAAUUUUUAUUGACACUACAAAAAGUGAACGUUUAAAAAAAAAGAAAGAACUUGAUUUUAUUUUUCAAAUGGUCAUGUGUGAUUGUUCAAAUGUUUUAAAUUGUGAAGCUUCUACUUUAUUUUUAUAUGACAAGGCAAAAAAUGAAUUAUGGAGUAAAGCAAUACAUGGAAGAAAAAAUAUUAUAAAAAUUUCGGCAGAUAGUGAUGAAAAAAGUUUCAAUUUAUGGGUUUUAAGAAAUAAAGAAAUUAUCAAUUGUAAAGAUGUAGCUAAUCAUGAACUAUUUAAUCCUUCACAUGAUGAAAAAUUUAAUUUCAAAACUAAAACUAUUCUAGCUGCACCUAUUUUAGAUAAGAAUGAUGAAGUUGUGGGUGUUCUUAUGUUCUUAAAUAAAUUAAGAUCCCACGGUGGGUAUUUUACAAGAGAUGAUGAAAAGCUAGCUGAAAUGAUGUGUAAGCAUAUUUCCAUUUUUAUGGAAAAGUUUCAUUAUAUCAGUGAAGGGGACAAAAAAAUGAUCAUUUUUGAUAAGGAAAAGAAUAAUGUUAAAGAGGAAGACGACGAAGACGAUGAUUAUGAUAAUGAUAAUGAUGAUGAUGAAGAGGGGACAGAGCUUAAGGAGAAAGAAAAAGUGAAGGAAGAAAAAUAUGAAGAUAUUAAAAAAAAAAAAAAAAGACAAAAAAGGAAUAUUCUUCCAUAUAAUAUUUUAAAAAUGGAAAAAGAUGAUGAUAAAAUAUUUGACGAGGGUGAUGAAAAUAGAGAAAGCAAAGAAUUGAAUGAAGAUGAAGAUGAGGAGGAAGACGAGGAGGAAGAUGAAGAGGAAGACGAGGAAGUUGUAUAUGAAGAAAAUAUCAAAGAAAAUAAAGAUGACAUAGAUUAUGAUGAUGAUAAAUAUGAUAAGAAUUAUGAGCAUGAUGAAAAAAAGGAAAACAUAUUUUAUAAGCAAAAUGGAGAUGAUCAUGAUGAAAACAACUACGAAUUAAUUCAAGAUUAUUAUUAUGUAGAAAAAAACAAUAUAUAUAAUAAAAAUGAUACUAUACAAUAUGAACAGAAUAAUAAUAUUUAUAAGACUAAAUUUAGUAAUAAUAUAUAUACACCUAAAUUUGAUAAUUAUAUGGAUUAUAAAGGGAAUAUAAAAGAACAUACAGCAAAUAAUAUCAAACAUCAAUUAUUGCUUUUUAAUAUUGAUAAAACUAUGAAGGACGAAAUUUUAACAAGUGAUAAAAUAAAUAAAGAUAAAAGUAGUGAUGAUAUUAUUAAUAGUAACAAAACAUAUAAUGAGAAAAACAAAUUAUAUACUUCAACCACAGGUAUACAUAAGAAUAAUAUGGGUGAUAAAUUACAAGAUGAUACAUUUUAUUUUAAAUUAUUAAAUAAGAAUAAAUAUUAUAUGAAUAAUGUUAAUGGAAAUUUGGAUAUAUAUUAUAUAUUAUAUAAUAUAGAAAGUGUUGAACAACUAUUUAAGAAAAUAAAAGAAAACAAUUUCUUGUUGUUUAACAUGAAAAAUUGUAUUCGUAUGUUUAUACUCUUCAGGGAUUUAUAUGUGAAAGAGGAAAACGGUUACAAUAUUAUAAAAAGUCAAAAUAAUACUACAACAAUAACUACUACUACUAAUAGUAAUGAUAGUAAUGAUAGUAGUGAUAAUAACAAUAAUAAUAAUAAUAAUAAUAAUAAUAAUAAUAAUUAUAAUAAUAAUAAUUCUGUCAUAUUUUCAACAAAUGAAAAAAUUUACGAUAUGCUAAAUAGGGAUAAUAUAUACAAAAAGGUAAAGAAAGAAAUAUUUGAGGGUGAUUCAAUAAUUAAGACAAUGGAAAAUAAACCGAACUUAACAAAUAAAAAUUAUAUGAAUAAUGACAAUAUUGAUAAUAAUAAUAAUAAUAAUAAUAAUAACAAUAUUGAUAAUAAUAAUAAUAAUAAUGGUGAUAAUAUUUAUAAUGAUGAUCUUAAGAAAUAUUAUUUGAAUACUUCUAUAUUUAAUAAAGACUUAUAUGUAAAACAUUUUGUAGAUAUUAUUAUGAACAAAAGUUUGGAAGAAAUUAUAAAAAUGAAUGUAUAUAUAUCAGAAAGAAUUAAUAGUUUAUUAUUUCACAAAGGGAAUAUGUUAAAUGAUGUUACAAAAUUAUAUAUGUCUAAUGCAUAUGGUGAAAAAUGUUUUUUUUUUAAUUUUCCACAAAUAAAAGAAAUAAUAUUUGUAAAUGAAUAUGAAAAAAAAAUGGAUAUGAAAUAUUUUAAAAUGUUAAAAAAAAUAUAUAAAUAUAAUUUAAAUAAAAUUUUCAGUAAUAAUUAUAAGUUUUUUAUAAUUAAAAAAAAAAAAAAAUUAAAAAAAUUAUGUUAUAUUAUGAAAAGUUUCCAUCCACAUAUAUUAGAUGAAUUCUGGUUUAAUUUAUCAUGUCAAAAUGAAAUAAAAAAUAUAUAUUAUAAAAAUUUACAUUUUGUUAUUAGUUUACAUAAUUCAUCCAUUAUAGAUUUUAAAAUAAUUAAUCAUUUUAUAUUAAAUAAAAUAUUUGAAAAUAUAUCCAUCAAUUGUACUACUUCAAGUAUGUAUUAUAAUAUAAAAACGAUAGAUUUUAUCUCAUAUAGAAAUUUGUAUCUUUUAAAAAAUUAUACAAUGCAUGAUCUUAUUUAUAAAUAUAUUAUAUAUUAUUAUUGUAGAAAAAAAUUAAAAAGAAAAAAUUUUCAUUAUUUUAAUUAUCAAGAUUUAUAUAUAGCUGAAAACUAUUUUGGUCUUAACACACAUACCAAGAAGGUACCCAACAUGUUAGAUCAAAAUAUAGGAAAAAAAAGUGCCAUAGUAACAGUAGAGAGAUAA
Plasmodium falciparum 3D7 is the source of this 3738-nucleotide messenger RNA. Its product is annotated as putative GAF domain-related protein. The record is from RefSeq and is a predicted model, not a curated record. NCBI's taxonomy places the organism in Eukaryota, Apicomplexa, Aconoidasida, Haemosporida, Plasmodiidae. Gene Ontology annotation, cellular component: membrane.